AUGAACGGUGCCAGUGUCGUCCCAGAUAACCCUCUCCGCUCAAUGAGCUCGCAAGACGGCAGUGGGCUGUCUCCGUUGGAAGCCGCCAAGCACGCUCAGGCUCUCUAUGAUGACGGCGCGCUGUUGUUUACAAGGGAAUCCCUCGAACACUGCGCAGACCAGCUUGACGCUUUCUGCGCAGGGCAACAUGUGAACUUUAUCUCCACUGGGCUGGAUGGAGUCGCGGUCACAUCCGCUGCUCUCAUGAGCUGGCCACGUCCGUGCAGUGGGAGCAAAGACACAAAAUAUGUACCGCGUCGCCCCAAACUGCGCUAUAACCCGAUCCAAUCUCUCACGAUUUGGCGCAACAAGAAUGACUUCCGGACGCGCAAUGACUUCCUGACUGUCGAGGUCUCCUUUCCCAUGGAGGAGGUACAUGUAACCAGCAACACGUCGGUAUACAACCCUCCGACGUAUACAGACCACGAACUGCAACAAGUGCUUCAAGACGCUCGAACGUGGGAGGCUUCUCGAUACUUCCAACGCAUACGAAAGAUCCUCACCAUGAAAGCCGUGCCUUCUACUCUGACCAAGAUUGUGGCCUUUGGGUUCGGCUCGCUGACCUUCAAAGGCGGCCUCAACGAGACCCCCAUUCACCAACACACCCUGAUGCUUUUACUUCGAGACAUCGUUUUCCCGACGAACGAACUUGCGUGCAUCGCACAAGACCCAGAUUACACAGACGCAGACAGACUGGCUUUGGCUUCGGCCGGCAUUGGCGUUGUCGAAGAUCCCAGGGCUUUCCUUGAGGUCGACGAGCAGUCUAUCGUCUUGUCCUUCUCCCCGAAUGCCCCUGUCAAGCAGAUCGUGACAGAAAUUAGCAGGCCGCGCAUCAUCAUCUGGAUGUACGGUAGCAUUAACUUCAAUUAUCCUUCGACUGACCCUGAAUCCCCACGUGUGGAUAAGAUGAUUCGAGACGAGUACGAAAGAGUAUGUAUAUCUGGCGACAAGCACUUUGGCCCAUUGGAGAUAUUGAUUAGGCGACCUACCACUCCAUGA
Verticillium nonalfalfae is the source of this 1038-nucleotide messenger RNA. RefSeq lists its product as uncharacterized. The record is from RefSeq and is a predicted model, not a curated record. The transcript is spliced from 3 exons. Lineage: Eukaryota; Fungi; Ascomycota; Sordariomycetes; Glomerellales; Plectosphaerellaceae. Bases 1 to 1038 code for a protein of 345 amino acids.